GAGUUUCUAAACACGACACGGGAAGUAGGAACAACUUUGGAGCUGGCUAGCUAUCUUUACAGUGGAUCUGUAAAAUCGUCUUUGGUUGACAAAAAAUAACGUCUCGUCAGCUAGUCUGAAUCAUUGGAUCAGCCAUGGGAAAAGGUGGUGGUACAUUUGAGAGGCUUCUUGAUAAAGCGACCAGUCAGCUGCUGCUGGAGACAGACUGGGAGUCCAUCCUGCAGAUCUGUGAUCUCAUUCGUCAAGGGGACACGCAGGCGAAGUAUGCCAUCGGUGCCAUUAAGAAGAAGCUGAUGGAUAAGAACCCGCAUGUGGCCCUCUAUGGUCUUGAGGUGUUGGAGUCAGUGGUGAAGAACUGUGGUCAGACGGUCCAUGAUGAGGUGGCCUGUAAAACCACCAUGGAGGAGCUGAAGGAUCUACUGAAGACUGAGCCCAACGUGAGGAAUAAGAUCCUAUACCUGAUCCAGGCAUGGGCCCACGCCUUCCGCAACGAGCCCAAAUACAAGGUGGUUCAGGACACGUACCAGAUCAUGAAGGUGGAGGGUAACGUGUUUCCAGAGUUCAAGGAGAGUGAUGCCAUGUUUGCAGCAGAGAGAGCUCCAGAUUGGGUGGAUGCGGAGGAGUGUCAUCGCUGCAGGGUUCAGUUUGGAGUGAUGACUAGAAAGCACCACUGCAGAGCCUGUGGUCAGAUCUUCUGUGGGAAGUGUUCCUCCAAGUACUCCACCAUCCCCAAGUUCGGCAUUGAGAAGGAAGUGCGUGUGUGUGAGCCCUGCUUCGAGCUGCUCAACAAGAAAGCUGAGGGGGGUAAACCCGUCGGGACAUCCACCUCCGUGGCCCCAGGCCCGGCAGAGCUUCCCCCAGAGUACCUGACCAGCCCCCUGUCCCAGCAGUCUCAGGUAGUGGUCCAGGAAACAGUGCCCCCCAAACGGGACGAGGCGGCCCUGCAGGAGGAGGAGGAGCUUCAGCUGGCCAUCGCCCUAUCACAGAGCGAGGCUGAGGAGAAGGAGAGGAUGAGACAGAAGAACUCGUACGGGGUCUACCCCAAAGCUGACCCCGCCCCAGUCACCUCGUCAGCCCCGCCCGUCACCUCUCUCUACUCCUCUCCUGUGAACUCCUCUGCUCCCUCAGCUGAAGAUGUUGACCCUGAGCUGGCUCGCUACCUGAACAGAACAUACUGGGAGAAGAAACAGGAAGAGGCACGCAAGAGUCCCACGCCCUCUGCCCCUGCCCCAGUGCCAUUGGCUGCUGAGCCCCUGCCAAUCAGCCAGCCCCAGCCAGUGGAAACUCUCACCCCACUCCCAGCCCAAGUCGUCAUGGCCCCGCCUCCAGUCAACAUAGUGGAGCAGCAGUAUCAGAACGGUGAGUCGGAGGAGAACCACGAUGCGUUCCUGAAGGCUCUGCAGAACUCGGUCACCACCUUCCUGAACCGUAUGAAGAGUAACCACAUGCGUGGUCGCAGCAUCACCAACGACAGCGCCGUGCUCUCUCUCUUCCAGUCCAUCAACACCAUGCACCCCCAGCUACUGGAGAUCCUCAAUCAGCUGGACGAGAAGAGAUUGUACUACGAGGGUCUACAGGACAAGCUGGCCCAGGUGCGUGAUGCGAGAGCGGCCCUGAACGCCCUACGAGACGAGCACAGAGAGAAGCUGCGUCGUGCUGCAGAGGAGGCAGAAAGACAGAGACAGAUCCAGCUGGCCCAGAAACUAGACAUCAUGAGACAGAAGAAACAGGAGUACCUUGAGAUGCAGCGUCAGCUGGCCAUCCAGCGUCUCCAGGAGCAGGAGAAGGAGAGACAGAUGAGGCUGGAGCAACAGAAACACACCAUCCAGAUGAGAGCCCAGAUGCCUGCUUUCCCCAUGUCCUACCCACAGAUGCAGUCUUUGCCCCCCAACGUGGCAGGAGGGGUGGUGUACGGGCAGCCGGGGGGACCCCCCAAUUACCCAGGCACCUUUAGCCCCUCAGGGUCAGUGGAGGGGUCGCCCAUGCACAACGUCUACAUGGACCAGUCUGGACCAGGACGGUACCAGGCCAUGCCACCAGACCCCAACAUGUACAUGUACCAGCCAGCAGGAACCAAUGGGCAGCCUGCACCCCCUGGCCAGGCCCCGCCCACCACUAGCCCUGCCUACUCUAACUACCAGCCCACACCCACACAGGGAUACCAGCAGAACGUGGUUUCCCAGGCCCAGUCUCUGCCCCCCAUGUCCCAGCCUCCCCCCACUAACGCCAUGUCCUACGUGGCCUACCCUCCACCCUAUGCCAUGCAGAAUAUGAUGGCAGCCCUACCUGGGCAGGACCCUAACAUGCCCCCACAACAACCCUACAUGCAGGGCCCAGGACAACAGCCCAUGUACCAACAGAUGGCUCCCCCUGGUGGCCCCCAGCAGCAGGUUCAGCAGCAGCAGCCUCCGCAGGUCCAUCCAGGCAGCGAGGCACAGCUCAUCUCUUUCGACUGAUCCAUUCACCUGGCUAGCUCAGCUUAACGUUACCAACCUGCUGCUGGCAGGGUUCAACACACUACACCCUCUCUCCUCUUGUUUUCUCCUCUCUCCUCCUGUCCUCACCUCUCUCCUUUCAUCUUCUCCUCCCCUGCUCUCUCUCUCGCUCGCUCGUGGCCUGGAUUCCCCAACAAACACAUAUGACUCUUACAAUGUUUCUGUGAUGUUAUGGCAAUGUUGUGAAAUAUUAUUGUGAUGAUGUUACGGACAUGUUACCGCCCCUCUUAGACAUCCUCUCUCCCCCACCUGACAUGGAGGAUGGGAGUGAGGAGGGGGUUAGGUAGGGCUACUAUGCACCAUGCAUACCCCAGGGUUGUAUUCACUAGGAAACAAAUGGAACCAAACCCACCUAGACGGGGAAGGACUACCUGAACUUAUAAGAAACACUUUCAGUUUUAAUGCGUUUUGCUACGGUGUUCUCUCUCUGUCUGUCUCUGUCUGUCUGUCUGUCUCUCUCUCUCUCUGUCUGUCUCUCUCUGUCUGUCUG
Molecule: messenger RNA, 2985 nt
Organism: Coregonus clupeaformis (lake whitefish)
Lineage: Eukaryota; Metazoa; Chordata; Actinopteri; Salmoniformes; Salmonidae
Product: hepatocyte growth factor-regulated tyrosine kinase substrate
Exons: 20
Coding region: 135-2456 (773 amino acids)
Molecular function (GO): metal ion binding; phosphatidylinositol binding; ubiquitin binding
Source: RefSeq, a predicted model, not a curated record